UCUGGAACGAAGGUUUCCCAUUUGGGAAGAUGGAAACUGCCAGCAGUCCAGCAAAAGAAAACUACAGAAUGAAUCGUUACAAGAACAAAGCAUUAAAUCCUGAAGAGAUGCGUAGGAGAAGAGAGGAAGAAGGGAUUCAGCUAAGGAAGCAAAAACGAGAACAACAGCUGUUUAAAAGGAGAAAUGUGGAAAUUAUUAAUGAAGAAUCUGCCACAUUUGAAAGUCCUCUCAUGGAUUCAUUUGUCAGCUCUUCGGCAGCAGGGGAGGGGAUGAUCACAAGGGAAAUGGUACAGAUGCUUUUCUCUGAUGAUGUUGAACAGCAGCUAGUGACCACUCAAAAGUUUCGUAAAUUGCUUUCUAAAGAGCCAAAUCCCCCCAUUGAUGAAGUAAUCAACUCAUCUGGUGUUGUGGAAAGAUUUGUAGAAUUUUUGAAAAGAAAUGACAAUUACACACUACAGUUUGAAGCAGCGUGGGCUUUGACAAAUAUAGCUUCAGGUACAUCUCUCCAGACAAAAGUGGUCAUAGAGGCUGGUGCUGUUCCUAUUUUUAUCGAGCUACUAAACUCUGAGUAUGAAGAUGUUCAAGAACAGGCAGUGUGGGCUUUGGGAAACAUUGCGGGUGAUAGUGCAGUAUGCAGGGACUUUGUACUUCACUGCGGCACCCUUUCGCCUUUGUUACAAUUAUUGAUCAAAUCUAACAGACUCACAAUGACAAGAAAUGCUGUCUGGGCACUGUCUAAUUUGUGCAGAGGGAAAAAUCCACCACCUGAUUUUGAGAAGGUUUCGCCAUGUUUAGCUGUACUAGCCAGAUUACUGUUCAGCAGUGACCCUGACUUGCUUGCUGAUGCUUGUUGGGCAUUAUCGUACUUGUCAGAUGGACCCAAUGAGAAAAUUCAGGCUGUUAUUGACUCUGGGAUUUGCAGACGAUUGGUGGAACUCUUAAUGCAUAAUGAUAACAAAGUUGCCUCACCAGCAUUAAGAGCUGUAGGUAACAUAGUAACAGGUGAUGAUAUCCAGACACAGGUCAUAUUAAAUUGUUCAGCUUUGCCAUGUCUGCUACAUUUAUUAAGUAGUCCAAAAGAAUCCAUAAGAAAGGAGGCCUGUUGGACCAUUUCAAACAUUACAGCUGGAAAUCGAGCCCAGAUUCAGGCUGUAAUAGAUGCAAGUAUUUUUCCGGUGCUUAUUGACCUCCUUCAAAAGGCAGAAUUUCGUACGAGGAAAGAAGCAGCAUGGGCCAUAACGAAUGCCACCUCUGGAGGAACACCAGAACAGAUUAAGUACCUUGUAAACUUGGGUUGCAUUAAACCUUUGUGUGAUCUACUGACCGUCAUGGACUCAAAAAUAGUUCAAGUUGCUCUGAAUGGGCUGGAGAAUAUCUUAAGACUUGGAGAGCAGGAAGCAAAACAAAAUGGGACAGGGGUCAAUCCGUAUUGUGGCCUUAUUGAAGAAGCCUAUGGACUGGAUAAAAUAGAAUUUUUGCAGAGUCACGAGAAUCAGGAAAUCUAUCAGAAGGCAUUUGAUCUCAUUGAACAUCACUUUGGUGUGGAAGAAGAAGACAGUAGCAUCACUCCACAAGUGGAUGAAAAUGCACAGCAGUUUCUUUUUCAGCAACAGGAGGUGCCCAUGGAGGGUUUCCAAUUGUAAAGUGUUCGGCAAAGUACUCCUCUGCCCCACUCACCUCCUCGCUUCCCCCACCCUGUCCAAACCACCACCACAUGUUAAGUUGACUUGAGAGAUAAUCAGAAAAAGUGUCUGAAGAGAAAAAUGAAUUAGGAACAAAAUAUUGUAUCCUUUAUUUUGUUUGAGUGGUGGGUGUUGUGGGGUAAUUGUUGCACUUUCUCUUUCUUUAAUUGCUGUUGCAUUAAACAAUUAUUUUCCAGUGUGUGCAACGUACCUCGUGCAUCAGUAAAAUGCAAUCCUCCCAGAAAUAAAACAGGUCAAAAUCCAGUAGAUAUUUGAAUUGGGCUAAAUUAAAUGCUUUUGAGUAAAAGCACCAAACUUCAUUUGAUAUAAUUGUGAAAUUCAUAAGUUUUUGUAGAGUGCUUAUGAAUGAUUACUACCUUAGUUGGGUAAACAUGCCAUUUGAACAAUUAGAUGGUUAAAAAAUGUAAGUGUUUUAAAAAAAUCCUUUGGAUUUUUGCUUGCAAUUUUUUUUGUUUGCUGGGAGUGGCCGGUAAGAGACAGUGAAGAGGGUCUAAAGUGAAUAUCUGCAUAAUAGUGAGCAAGUACAGGCUUGUCCGGAUUCUCAGUGUGGUGAACUUGCAGUUUUAAUGAAAUAAUCAUUUGCUUGGAUGCAGUUAACAUUAAUCAAGGGUGGAGCCAAGAUUCUGACUGGAAAGUUAAGAGCAGUAUAUUUGGAAACCAACAAUGAUUCAGAAUUGGCAUUUUUGAUAUUUUGAGUAGGUUAAAUAUGUAUUUUCCACAGAUAGAGCUAUUUAAGUGUUUAAAAAUAGUUUGUUUGAUUAUGGAUUAAUUUAACAUUCAGAUUUGAUUUGUACAUUUUUUCCUCUGUGGACAAAAAGGGUGUUAUAACUUUUGGUAAUGAUUUGGAAAUGCAAGAUACAUCUUUUGGUGUGAGCUGAUAAUGUAGUUAGGGAUAAACUAGAAAUUGUUUGCUAUGUUUAUGAGGAUUGAAGUAUCUGACCUUGCCAGCUGGAACAGCUGUUUCAUCUAUUUAAAAGUAUACAGACUUGAUCUCUGGAGGAAUUGAGUGUACAAUGCAGUACUGUUAACGUCAGCCAUUAUUUAACAUGUUGCAUUUGAAAUAACUAAUUCUAUCCCACGCCAUGCAUCUAAUAUAAAUCUAUCAUGGCCAUGAUCAUUUAGAUGCCAAGUUUUAAAACCUUGCUUCUGUUUUCUCAGCAACUACCUCUUGAAUAUCUAAAUUCCUGGUUUAUGUCAAUCUGCUAUGUACAGUAUUUCUAAUCAUCUACCAUUUUUAUCAUCUUUUCCUUUGGGAGGUCACAUGCAUUUUUGCUGAAGCAUCUGUAUUAUUUGCACUUCACUCACUCCCUCAAACACCAGAUUUAUCUCUGGAUGUUUGCCUGAGGCCCUUGGCAGGAGAGAUACUAUGGGUUAAACCAAACCAUCUUCCAUGUGAUAUUAGAUUCUAUUUACUGUUAAAUUAGUUUUUAAGUAGAGGUAAGGUGGAGCUUUUCAUUCUGAUUUUAAAGGGGUCUAUAUCCAAGAUGAAUUGAAAAACAAUUGAAUUCAGUCUUGGGUGAGUGCUACAGUCACAUGUUAUCAUUCAUUGGGCAAUUUAAUUGCUGGGCUAUGAUGAGGAAAAAACUCAAAGCAAGUAUAAAAUCCACAUCAAUUUAUGAGAAAGAAGGCUAAUAUUCCACAAGGUCAUUUUUAAACAAAAAAAUACCUGAUAGCCUUGUGCUUUGGCAAAGGAAUAGUUGUCGAUAUUUUAACAGAUUUUCUAUUAUUUGUACGCAUAUACCAGCAUAUAGUUCAGUACAGUUUAACGUCUACAGUUUUAGAGGAAAUCGCUUCUAUAAUUCAGAUAGACAGGUUAUUAUGAAAGAAUAUGCUGGGAGACUUCAUUCUAUAAAAUGUGAAUCUUAGUUAUUGUUCUAUAAAACAUCAAACAGUGAAGCCAUUUUUCUCUACCUCUGCCAUUGUGAUUAACUGUGCUGUAUUGGGUAGACAGAUUCCACAGAUAUUAAAGAUGUAGGAAUUGGAAUCACUCUGAACUAGAAUCUUGCUUGAGUGUAAUUGGUACUUAUAUGUCCGGUUGAGUGGUAUUAUUCAUUUCAGAAAUUACAAUUUAUAAUGUCUUUCAGUGGAUUUUAAAUUGAUCAUGUUAGUUUUGUUUGGAGUUUCUGAAGAUCAGCUGUAAACGAUCAGGGUACUGGAUAUGUAGUACAAUAUAUUUACCCUGCCAUAAAAUCCCACUAUGGUGGCUUGGUUCUUCUACAUGUCACUAACGGACAAGCUGAACAUUGACUCAAUGACAGCGUGUGGGGAUGGAAAGUUUGAAUCUUACACUUUCUAUUGCUUCUGACUAGACAGUUUCAAUUUUUCCCGAGUCUAUGUAAUCAGCAGGAUAGGAAUGGGCUCAGAACCGGAUUUUCAAAAAUUUUGCAGUAGGAUAAUGAUUAUACUACAGAAAAUUUAAUCUUCAAGAUUACCUGUUUUACAUACUGAGUUUUACUAGUAUGUUAAAAUUAAUCCUGAAAACAUUUGCUGAGUUGGUAAAUAUUAUGCUUGUUUGGCCUUCAGCAUCUGGCAACUUUGCAGAUUUUCCUUUGAUUGAGCCAAUCUUUCACUUUGGGGAGAGAGGAGGGUGUUUAUCCUCUCCAGUUGGUUAGAAUCAGUGAAUCUACAUUUUGUACCUUCAGUGACAACGAAAUGUCUGGUGGACAUUGUGAAAGAGCAAACAAAACAAUGGAAAAUGGAAAACUAAUAUGCAGAGUUGGGACUUUUAAAAAAAUAUAUCCUUGAGGAUUCUUUCAGCAUUUCUGCAUGAUUUUGGAAUUAUUAGAUAACUGAUAUAUUUUGCACUUCUGGAACCAUAACAAACACAUUUAAGGUAUACAAUGUUUAUUAUAGAAAAACUUUCCAAUGCUGGAAUUUACUCAUUUUGGUCCUUGUAACCUGAUUUUUUUUUACUGAAUUUCCUUUUUACUUAAUUAUAGACCUGUGGUUAUCAGAGUACAUUGUGUUGGUAAUUGGUCUGACUUUGUGGAGUUGCUGACAGACAAUUUGUUUCAAUUAGCUGGUGGACAGUUGAUGAGAACAGCAUUCAAAUUUCAAAAUAUUGCUGAUCAGUGACAAUGUUAAACCCUGUUACCAAUAUGAAGUUUAAUUUGUAUUCGUAUGAAGUGGCUGCAAGAUGGCAUAGAAAUAAUUUACUUACACAAAGUAAUCUCAGCUGCUUAAAUUUUAUAAAGGAGAAGGAAGUAUUUGGAGCGUAAAUAUCAAUGGAGGGAUUUAAUUGUUUUUAUCAAACCUGCACUCUAGGCUUGCGUGUCACACUUUGAUUAUUUAAUAAAAACAGAAACAUUACAUUUGCUAGAAUAUCCAUUAAUAUUUUGAUUUGAGAAUACUGACUGCAUUAGAGCUGUGAAGUUGUUGAGGCCCGAUUGUAUUUCAUAUUUUGGUGUAUUCCUAUGUCCAUUUCUUGUUUAUCAAUAACAUAAAUUGGUUCUGAAUCCUUCACUAACCAAUAUACCAGUAGCAUCUAUAAUCAAAAAUCUUUUGAAUUUUUCCAACUGACACCAGAACAGCAAAUAAUUUUCCUCAAGGAUACUAUAUGCAAAUUUUCACAAUGUAAAAAGUAUGGAUAUUGCAAUAUUGUCAUUAAAAAUUCGACAACUUCCAUUUUCCAACUAUGCAAACUUUUGUUUGAGGCCUUCUGACCAGGAUCCUUGCUUUCAAUGUAUCAAAAUAUUAUAAAGCAUCUGUUAUCCAGAGGAUUUUGUACAGUUUUUCUACAGAUAUAAUUUAAUGUAUAGUGCUUAAAUGUGCAAUUUGGCAGGGAGAAAGUUUCCAUUUGUAUUAAUUAGAGCUGUUAUAAUUUGAAACACUGUUACUGAGAAUUCUACUGUAGGGCAAGCACUGCCAACAAUAGCGAAAGUUAAGCUGCUGUAACUAAGAUAACUUCUGUAUUUUAAACUUAACUGACAUUUGUUUACAGAAGUUUUUGGCACCUGCGCCCCUCCUUUGCAAAGUCAUAGCAGAGAUUUUCUGCAGAACAAAAAAUUAAUCAAAAUGUUAAUGCACUCCUUCCUGUUGUAUGUUCACACAAGUGCCAAUCUGACCACGAGUCCAUGAAGAUUUGUGUUUUUGUCUUGAACAAAUGUAGUUACUUGAAUGUAAACUUUUCAUGGAUAUGUGGAAACAUGCUGCUCUUUAUAAUUAACAACCACAAAGCUAUUACUUGGGUCACAUGAAUAUUGGGGAGUACUGACGUUACGUGUACUUGUCCAUUGAGUCACGGGUUUGGAAUAUAAUUGAUUAUUAACCACUAACUAGAAAAUCCAACUCUGUAUGCCCAUGGCCAGAAUCUUAUUUGCUAGUUUGCAAACAAAUGUAGCAGAUUUAAAAUUUUGUUUUUUUUUGAACAUGCACCCUAAAAAUGCAUAACCAAAAGAAAUAUUUAUUUAUUUUGAUACAUAUUAUGACAAGAUUUUUUUACUUCAUCUUCUACAGAUGUUUGCAAAUUUAAUGUCCGUGUCCAAACUAAUAUUCUUCAAAACUUAAAUAAACCUGGUUUUCUUUUUCAUAUGAGUUCAUUCUGGGAGUGUGUGUCACCACCCAAAAUGCUUUUGACAGUGGAUGGACUUGACUGUAUGAAUAUGUGAAAUGACAGCACAGCGGAACAUUUACUACAUGUAACAAUGCACAUGAAGAAUACACACACACAUUACCAAGUUUUGUUCCUCUGUAAAUGUACAAUUAUAAAAUAAAUCUUGUUUCAAAUCUACAAUUUGUGUGUUGCCUACUACAGACUAUUAAACUUGUUAAUUCUUUGCAAGGUAUUGUUUGCAAAAUUCAACCAUUUGCUCAGAUUUUACCAAAGUGAAUGUAUCAUUUCAAUUUAUUGCACUUGAAAUAACAACGUUAGUAAAGAAAUUAACCUAAAG
Mobula hypostoma (lesser devil ray) is the source of this 6592-nucleotide messenger RNA. RefSeq names its product importin subunit alpha-7. Gene Ontology annotation, molecular function: protein binding; nuclear import signal receptor activity. Gene Ontology annotation, cellular component: cytoplasm; nucleus; nucleoplasm. Bases 30 to 1643 code for a protein of 537 amino acids. Lineage: Eukaryota; Metazoa; Chordata; Chondrichthyes; Myliobatiformes; Myliobatidae. The record is from RefSeq and is a predicted model, not a curated record. Gene Ontology annotation, biological process: NLS-bearing protein import into nucleus. The transcript has 14 exons.